AUGCUAGAGACUGAUUAUCAAAAAACCAGUAUUUAUACAGGUAAUGAACAUCAGCAUCGUUACUUGAAAAAAUCUGCCGUCCCAUCAGUGUUUGCAUGGACUACGAAAGCUAUUUCGCAGGAAGGUCACGCUCGAGAGGAGCGAUUAUUAGCACGUAAUAUUAAAAAGGCGCUUUUUGAGCAGGCGCACACUUCUGCAUCCAUAUCCAGACUUAAAUUUUGCUGA
Parnassius apollo (apollo) is the source of this 225-nucleotide messenger RNA. Lineage: Eukaryota; Metazoa; Arthropoda; Insecta; Lepidoptera; Papilionidae. The record is from the annotation of a GenBank genome assembly.